Messenger RNA from Histoplasma mississippiense, 1536 nucleotides. RefSeq lists its product as hypothetical. Lineage: Eukaryota; Fungi; Ascomycota; Eurotiomycetes; Onygenales; Ajellomycetaceae. Gene Ontology annotation, molecular function: transmembrane transporter activity. The record is from RefSeq and is a predicted model, not a curated record. Bases 1 to 1536 code for a protein of 511 amino acids. Gene Ontology annotation, biological process: transmembrane transport. The transcript is spliced from 3 exons.
AUGGCGAAUCAUUCUUCAAGAGAAAUUGUGACUGAAGUUAUUUCGCAUCAAGCCGCUGCGGAGUCUCUGCCAAGUAAGAACGGAUCGCCAGCAGAUAAGGUUCCUGAGAACGAUAUCAGCCAACAAUCCGAGGAAUGGGUAGACGAGAAACCUCCGGAGGAUGUGCCGCCAGAUGGCGGCUAUGGAUGGGUGUGCGUAGCUUGUUCAGCAUGGAUUAACGGAAACACAUGGGGUGUUAAUAGCUCAUAUGCUGUCUUCUUAUCAUAUUACUUGUCCAAUGACAUUUUCCCCGACGCCAGCGACAUCACCUACGCUCUCACGGGCGGCCUAAGCAUGUCAUGUUGCCUCCUGAUCGCUCCCUUAGUAACACACAUGGUUCACCUUUUUGGCAAUCGACUCAUUCUCAACAUAGGAGCUGUGCUCCAAACAAUCUCGUUUAUCAGUGCCUCCUUUGCUAAACAGCAAUGGCAACUAUUUCUGAGCCAGGGUGUCUGUUUCGGAUUCGGUAUGGGCUUCCUGUUUAUUGGAUCCGUGGGCGUUACUUCGCAGUGGUUUCUCCGCAAACGAAGCAUUGCGACGUCCAUUGCAGCUGCAGGCUCCGGUGUCGGCGGAUUAACCUAUUCUCUCGCCACGGGCUCAAUGAUAUCCCGUUUCGGACUUGGGUGGACAUUUCGCAUCCUCGGUAUUAUCACAUUUGUGGUCAAUGUCAUCGCAGCCAAUCUGAUCCGAGACCGAAACAAAGCUACUAGAUCCCAAUACAAAGCAUUUCAUUUCCCUCUGCUCAAACGACCCGAAUUCCUCCUGUUACAGGCAUGGGGUUUCUUAAGCUUGCUAGGAUACGUCGUGAUACUCUUCAGCCUCCCCAACUUUGCACUCUCAAUCGGACUCACCGCACACCAAGGGAGUAUUGUUGGCGCCGUCCUUAACCUUGGACAAGGGCCUUGGUCGCCCAAUUCCGUCUGGACCCCAACUCAGAGCAUGGGUCUGCUAUGUUUCUUUGCAAUCAUCGUUGGGACUGUAGCAGGCACAUUCUGGACCACGGUUGUUCCAGUGUGUGCUGAAGUUAUCGGUCUCCAAAUGCUCCCCAGCGGAUUGAGCAUUAUCUGGGUUCUCAUGGUUCCUCCCACGACUGUUUCGGAGCCAAUCGCAGUUCUCUUGAAAGAUGAUUCGAAGGGCAACCGUGCGUAUCUAUACGCCCAGAUUUUUGCAGGACUCGCAUAUGUUAUUGGCGCCUUAUGUCUGUCGGUCGUACGUAGCUGGAAAAUUGGCGAUAAUUUCGUUGCUGCGGAGAGAAAGGCGGCCGCAGAAGCUGCCAAUGCUGCGAAGGCGGUGAAAAUUAAUCCAAGUUCACAUCAUGCGACAGUUACUUCCACAGAUGAUAGAACCUGUAUACCUGGAGAGAAGCCUCAUCAAUCAAGCCAGCCAACGCUGCCACCACGAGAAUCGUCCUCAGGUACUACCACUCCUGCUUCUAACACGAGUGCAUGGAACCCUACCGUUCUUCUCUGCCGGAUGGUCACAUGGGAGCAUGUGUGA